Messenger RNA from Menidia menidia (Atlantic silverside), 4214 nucleotides. The record is from the annotation of a GenBank genome assembly. Lineage: Eukaryota; Metazoa; Chordata; Actinopteri; Atheriniformes; Atherinopsidae.
GCUGGUGAGUUUUUCAUACCCUACCGCUCACUUUAUACAUUAGCUGUUACAUAUGCACGACACGCCGCUGUAUUUUGGGUGAGCCUUCUCUCUCCCUGUCCCUUUAACCGGGGACGGGGCGCGUGCAGCGUGCUGACGUGCCUGACAUAUGGCGGCGCUGUGGCUGUCCGUACUUGUGCAGAACUUAGCUGCUAACUGGAACUUACUCGGCUCUCUCAACCGACACAACCCCCUCGGUUUUCUGCGGUCAAAGCAGCUUUAACGCUAGUUCUUAAUCUGUGGUCGUUUAAAUACGUGGCACGCGUGUAUUGAUACAGGGUCUCGUGGUUCCACGCCCGCCAGGAAGGUCACUGAUUUUUUUUUGUUUUUCUUCUUCUUGUAUGGGCCACUCUCAUUAGUUUGAGGGAUUCUGUGACAUAACGCUCAAAAAGUGACUUUGUACCAACAGAUACUGAAGUCCAUCAUGGCAGGCGAUAUGAUGUUAUUGAUGCGAGGCUUGGCCAAGUUGAGCCAGGCAGUGGUGGAGACUCAGAGCAGCACCCUGCGCAGCGGAACAGCAGUACCAGGGCUCGGUGCAGCUGUGCAAGGUGUCCAAGUAGCUGCAGAGCAAGGCCUGUCUGUGGCCAUGAUGAAAAUGCAGGAGCUGUCUGGACAGCAGGAAACCUCCUCAUCAGAGUCCGAGUUUGACUUCCCUCAGGAUGAUAGCACAUUCACACCCUCUGAGUUCAGGGAGGAAGGAGUGGACUUCACAGCCGAACCAUCUGAGAAUAGUACCGAGGCAACAGCGGGGCCGAACCAUGUCGGUGGGAGCAAGCCAUUGUUUGAGGGAUACAAAGAUCCAAGCAAACAGUUUAGUGGUCACACCAGAUCAUACCACCAGGACGCCAGACACUUCCUUGGACAGCAUCAACUCUACAGCCAAAGCCUGAACAGGCAUGUUUGGCAAGAUGUUUAUUGUCAGCACCCGGUGAGUCAGCCCAGGUUCUACCAUCAAGACCCGCCCUCAGUAGGGGGUUUGACGGCAGAAGACAUAAGGAAAACCAGGCAGAGCAAGAGGCCUGACGCCAAACCACACAAACAGAUGUUAAGUGAGAGAGCCCGAGAGAGGAAGGUGCCUGUGACCCGGCUUGGCAGACUGGCUAACUUUGGAGGUUUGGCUGUGGGUUUGGGUAUCGGAGCCCUGGCAGAAGUUGCCAAGAAGACCAUCGGAUUCAAUGGUGCGGCAGGUGACAAUAAGAAAGCGGUCCUGGACUCCAGCCCUUUUCUGUCAGAGGCCAACGCAGAGCGCAUUGUCAGAACCCUUUGCAAAGUCCGAGGAGCGGCACUGAAACUUGGACAGAUGCUCAGCAUACAAGAUGAUGCAUUCAUCAAUCCUCAACUUGCCAAGAUUUUUGACCGCGUAAGACAGAGUGCUGACUUCAUGCCAAUUAAACAAAUGACAAAAGCGCUGAACAGUGACUUGGGUCCUAACUGGAGAGACAAGCUGGAAUCUUUUGAGGACCGUCCGUUCGCAGCAGCCUCCAUUGGUCAAGUUCACCUAGCGAGGAUGAAGGACGGCAGGGAGGUGGCCAUGAAAAUACAGUAUCCUGGAGUGGCUCAGAGUAUAAACAGUGACGUCAAUAACCUGAUGGCGGUGCUGAACAUGAGCAAUGCCCUACCUGAAGGUCUGUUUCCAGAGCAUCUAAUAGAUGUCAUGAGAAGGGAGCUCGCGCUGGAGUGCGACUACAUCAGAGAAGCCCAGUGUGCAAAGAAGUUUAGGGAGCUCCUGAAGGAUGAUCCAUUCUUCUACGUGCCAGAGGUGAUCGAGGAGCUGAGCAGCAGUCAUGUCCUGACGACUGAGCUUGUUCCUGGGUUUCCCCUGGACCAGGCUGAGAGCCUGUCGCAGGACCUGAAGAACGAGAUCUGCGAGAACAUCCUGCUGCUUUGCCUCAGAGAGCUGUUUGAGUUCCGGUACAUGCAGACUGAUCCAAACUGGUCCAACUUCCUCUACGAUCCGCAGACACACAAGGUGGCGCUGUUGGACUUCGGAGCCACAAGAGGAUUCGACCAAAGCUUUACUGAUGUCUACAUAGAGGUUAUCCGUUCAGCUGCUGAGGGAGACCGAGAGGGAGUUCUGAAGAAAUCCAUUGAGAUGAAGUUCCUGACGGGCUAUGAGUCAAAGGCAAUGGUGAACGCACACGUCGACGCUGUAAUGAUCCUCGGCGAGGCCUUCGCCUCCACCGAGACCUUCGACUUCGGCUCCCAGUCCACCACCGAGAGGAUCCACAACCUCAUCCCCGUGAUGCUCAAGCACCGGCUCACUCCCCCUCCAGAGGAGACGUACUCACUCCACCGCAAGAUGGGCGGCUCCUUCCUCAUCUGCUCCCGGCUCAACGCAAAGCUGCAGUGUAACGAUAUGUUCCACACGGCUUAUCAGAAUUACUGGAAAGGCCGCACACCACCCUCUAACUUGGCAUAAACCGAUCAGCAUCAGGGCAUUUGAUGGAUUCGUCCCCAGGGGCCAACAGCUAAAGUGCCCAUUGAUGGUGAGGCUGGGGUGAGACGAGACAGACAUGCAGAACAGAGGCCUCACCCGCCCUUAAGUGGUGAUCAAACACUGGUGUGUCUUUCCGAUUUUGGGCAACUGACUGAUCAGCUCAUUGAAAAGCAUUAUACACACUCACAAGAACCUUUUUUUCUUUGUUUUGCUUUUGAACGAGGGAGCAGCAACAUUUAGGUGUGCGUGUGGAUGGAUGGCCCUGAAAGAAAAGCAAGAAUGUAAAAAAGUUGGAAUUUGAUAUCUCUUCUGAUUAUUUCAACACAAUUCUAGGAUGGUUGCAUUUGUGUUGCUGUGUUUUUUUUUGUUUUGUUUUUUUUCCUUGGUCCAGUUUGCCAUGAACCUCAUAUAGCAGGCAUCAGUCUCAGUAUUGGCCAGGACCAACGCGUCUGUGUCACAAAGAAGUCUUUCUGCUGAAGGCAGUUGACUACACUGACAUCCUACAUAAGACUCUGAGAAAUGUUUAUUGGCAGAUUCAGUGUUUAAAGUAAAAAAGUUCCACAAGAAGACAGUACGUACAGAAUCUUCGCGUCAGAGUAGCCAUGCAGACUUCAGUACUUAUAGAGGCUCUUUUGUCACAUUUCAGUUGCUCUUUAUGAUGUUUAGUUUCUUUGAUGAUAAUGUUUUUUGGGUGUACCAUCAAUCCAAACUGUUGAUCUGUUUAAUGAUAUCCACGAUCUGUAGAAGUUUAAGAACCUUUGACUAAGGCAUGCUAGCAGAUAUAGAUAUGAAUUUUUUUUUUUUGUUUGUUUUUUGUCCUGUCGAGGUUCUUUGUGUGUCUUUAAAUAGUGUCGGCAUUGGCCGUAUUUGUCUCUGAAUUCCAGGUGAUUACAUGCAUUUUUCCAACUUGACACAGAGUUGCUUCAUUCAGUAUCAGUUUCAAACCGUUAGAUGGGAAUUGUGUGUUGUAGGAAUUUAACCUCACUCUCCCAUAACAUAUCUAACAAAAAAAGGAGAAAAAAAGUGUCACAUCAGCUAAGGGCCUGUGCUCGGUCAUGACUGUUAAUGGACUACUGGGAUGGAAGAAAGCCGUCCUGCUAACGCACAACAUCAGCUUGUGGGCUAACCUCGCUCUCAUAAGCCGGUAUUCUGUCACACCUCCUCUGGUUUCAAACUCCUCUGUUACCUGGCAGGUGUUCAGCUGUGCAAGUUCUCAUUGUUCUGCUGCAUGGUUACAGUUCUAAUGGGGGCUGGUGUGAGAAUGGGGGAGAAAAGGAAUAAAAAUAAAUAAAUAAUGUGCCUGUCGUUUUCAGCAGACAGUUUUAAGCUAGAAACGUUAACUUUAUAUCUCGUAUUGUGUCUCUGGUUCCAAUUUUAUAAAUAAAAAUGCAUUCUUAACUGAGAAGUUAAAUAAAGUAAGGUAUGAAUGGACUUUAUGUCUACACCAGGGAAGUGGUUCAUUGUGGUUUUGUGCCAUUUUUGUCCCAGAAAUUGCUGCUCUUAAUUUGUCAUGUGUGUUUAAGAAUGAAAAAAACAGACAGAGUUUGUCGUCCUUUGUUAGUGUUAUCUUUAGCCUGCAAAAGAGGAAUUGGCAGGUAGCCUGGAAAAUGAGUACACACAGACACACACACAUCUAUUCACAAACUAAACAAAAGAUUUCUAAGUGUCUGUGCAAAAGAAUCACGCAAGAAAAAAAUGCAAAGAAAUGUGAGUGCGUUUACAUCAACACAUAAUGAUC